CAGGAGUGAUACUGGUCGACCUUGGGGGGGGUGUCAUUGUGGAACUCAGAUUAGAUUUUUUUGUCCAAGUUGGAUUUCGACGAUUGGAACAGGGUUGUGAAAGUACCUAUUGGAAGGAUGAGGAUUACAAAGGAUCUAUAAAGUCCUAAAUUCAGGGUUUUUUUCUAACUGAAAAGAAAGUAGAACCAGAACUGUGUGAUCUUUGUUGUUUUAUAAUUGAAAAAGACUGAACUGUAGAUGGAAGAGAUUUCUGAUGUAAAGAAGUUGAUAUGGAUUUCACUUAUUUUGAGAAGAAAAAGGAAUGCAAAUUCAUUAAUUUAGUGUCUUAUCAGGUACAAGAGAUAUUUGACUUUAAAGAGAAAAAAACCCCACCUUGCUGCUAUAGCCAUUGCAUUAAGCAUGAAUAUAAAUAGUUGCUGAAAAACACUGACAACAUCAAACAAAAUGAAGUUCUUCCUAUUGCUUUCAGCCAUUGGGUUCUGCUGGGCUCAGUAUGCCCCACAUACCAAACCUGGACGAACAUCUAUUGUCCAUCUCUUUGAGUGGCGCUGGAAUGAUAUUGCUCUUGAAUGUGAGCGAUAUUUAGCUCCCAAAGGAUUUGGAGGGGUUCAGAUCUCGCCACCCAAUGAAAAUGUUAUAAUUAAUAACCCUUCAAGACCUUGGUGGGAAAGAUACCAACCAGUUAGUUACAGGUUAUGUACAAGAUCAGGAAGUGAAGAUGAAUUCAAAGACAUGGUGACUAGAUGUAACAACGUUGGUGUCCAUAUUUAUGUGGAUGCUGUAAUUAAUCAUAUGUGUGGUAAUGGUGUGAGUGCAGGAACGAGCAGUACUUGUGGAAGUUACUUCAACCCUGGAAAUAGGGAUUUUCCUGCAGUCCCAUUCUCUGGUUGGGAUUUUAAUGAUGGUAAAUGUAGAACUGGAAGUGGAGAUAUUGAGAACUAUAAUGAUCCUUAUCAGGUCAGAGAUUGUCGUCUGGUUGGUCUUCUUGAUCUUGCAUUGGAGAAAGAUUAUGUGCGUUCCAGGAUUGCUGAGUAUAUGAACCAUCUCAUUGACAUUGGUGUAGCAGGGUUCAGAAUUGAUGCUUCUAAGCACAUGUGGCCUGGAGACAUGAAGGCAAUUUUGGAUAAACUGCAUAAUCUAAACACAGACUGGUUCCCUGGAGGAAGUAAACCUUUCAUUUACCAGGAGGUAAUUGAUCUGGGUGGUGAACCAGUUAAAAGCUGUGACUACUUUGGAAAUGGCCGUGUGACAGAAUUCAAGUAUGGGGCAAAACUAGGCACAGUUCUGCGCAAAUGGGAUGGAGAAAAGAUGGCUUACUUAAAGAACUGGGGAGAAGGCUGGGGUUUCAUGCCUUCUGACAGAGCACUUGUCUUCAUUGACAACCAUGACAAUCAGCGAGGACACGGAGCUGGAGGGGCAUCUAUUCUAACAUUCUGGGAUCCUAGACUGUACAAAAUGGGAGUUGGAUUUAUGCUAGCUCAUCCUUAUGGAUUUACACGAAUAAUGUCAAGCUUCCGUUGGCCAAGAUAUUUUGAGAACGGAAGAGAUAUUAAUGAUUGGGUUGGGCCACCAAAUAACAAUGGAGUAAUUAAACAAGUUACUGUUAAUCCGGACACUACUUGUGGCAAUGAUUGGGUCUGCGAACAUCGAUGGCGUCAAAUAAGGAACAUGGUUAUGUUUCGUAAUGUAGUUGAUGGCCAACCUUUUACAAACUGGUGGGAUAAUGGAAGCAACCAAGUAGCAUUUGGAAGAGGAAACAGAGGAUUCAUUGUCUUUAACAAUGAUGACUGGCCAUUAUCUUUAACUUUGCAAACUGGUCUUCCUGCUGGCACAUAUUGUGAUGUUAUUUCUGGAGAUAAAAUUGAUGACAGUUGUACUGGAAUUAAAAUCUAUGUUUCCAGAGAUGGCAAUGCUUAUUUUUCUAUUAGUAACUCUGCUGAAGAUCCGUUUAUUGCAAUUCAUGCUGAAUCUAAAUUAUAAAAUUUGAAUUAAAUACCUAUAUUCAGAGAAAUAA
Manis pentadactyla (Chinese pangolin) is the source of this 2014-nucleotide messenger RNA. RefSeq names its product pancreatic alpha-amylase. The record is from RefSeq and is a predicted model, not a curated record. The transcript is spliced from 12 exons. Lineage: Eukaryota; Metazoa; Chordata; Mammalia; Pholidota; Manidae. Gene Ontology annotation, biological process: carbohydrate metabolic process. Bases 445 to 1980 code for a protein of 511 amino acids. Gene Ontology annotation, molecular function: alpha-amylase activity; cation binding.